AUGAGACAGAUCCUGGGUAAGAUGACUUUAGGGCCGCUGGUCAAUCCUUCCAAGUUUGGCUGUGACGGCAAAGCCAUCAACACCAUUCACUGCUUCACGGCCAUUCUCAAUCAGACUCAAUACUCCACCAACUCGAACUGUGUGGGGUCACAUGUACCUCCCAUCAGGGAAGUGUUCGACUUCAUCCUCAGCCUCGAAGCAGAGGACCACUACGCGAAUGGCAACUUCGGUGAAUUGAACCGUACCUUUCCUUUCAAAGUCCUAAAGGCCUAUUUCAAGAAGCAUUUUCGCCACAACACGUUGCCGGUCAUCACUCGACCUCGGCGCGGCAAGCAGCUCAACACUUACCUACGAGACCUACAGUACCGCUUCCGUGUGAAGUCUACCGCCCCGAGCAACAUGUAUCAAGGAACCAUUAUUAAGGAUAUUUUGGCGGGAACCGAGUGGCUGAAGCAGAUUGAGAAUAAGCUGCCACCGCAACCCGGCCUUGCCUCCAUGCGUCGCUGGCGGUCAACCUACCGACUACUUCGACAACUGCCCCGACCUUUGGCGCAUCAAGCGCAUGCGUAUCGACUACAGGGAAGCAUGGGCAUCAUAGUAUUCAGUGUUGGUCAACCCAUCACCAUGCUUCCGCCAGACUUCAAGCGGAGGAACCCGCUCAGGGUGCGACCUUUCCAAGACUUCGAUGACGCCGCCCCACCGCCAUCCAAUGCUCGAAACAGGCUCUUGAACAUGGUUCAUGAGACUGGAGGGUUUAACCCAACUUGGAGGAGAAAGAAGGUUGAGGAAUGCAUCGCCCCUAAAGAAGAUGACGAACAGAAGCCUUCGAAGAGGAAGCGCAAGAACGGAAGACGAAGGAGGCAAAGGACGGCCCUCGAGAGAUUGCAGGCAGGCCUUCAUGGAACCAUUGUGGCAUACGGCAUGGGUAUUGGCAAGACGCUGGUAGCCGUAGGAUUGUACGCCGUCUUGAAGCAAGACUUCGCCAUGCAUGGGCGUGAUUGGUCCUUGAUUGACAAGACAACUUUGGACGAAGGGCAUGAUUUGCAUGAGUUUGACCGCAAGGUGAGCAUACAAAUAGGGUUUCUGAUCGUUGUCCAAGUCGAUCUCAUUCCCUUAUGGGAGAAGGAGCUCCAGUUGUGGUACCACUCCACUGCGCAUACUGCAGACGAGCUUGCUGUAGUUGAUGUGGUAGUAACAUCCUAUGAGACGUUACGGUCAGACUACGAAGAUGCUAUGGCCGCUGCAGCGUCGCACGAAGACUUCUUCAAGACACCGGUUCUCGCACGUUGCCCCACUAUGGUUAUAUACUGGAGGGGCCAAAUCUUGGACGAGGCACAUAAGAUCGCAAACGACAAGACUGGUGUCAACAAGGCUGUAAAUCGCGUUUGA
Alternaria hordeiaustralica is the source of this 1389-nucleotide messenger RNA. RefSeq lists its product as uncharacterized. The transcript has 4 exons. The coding region runs from base 1 to 1389 and encodes 462 amino acids. Gene Ontology annotation, molecular function: ATP-dependent chromatin remodeler activity; ATP binding. NCBI's taxonomy places the organism in Eukaryota, Fungi, Ascomycota, Dothideomycetes, Pleosporales, Pleosporaceae. The record is from RefSeq and is a predicted model, not a curated record.